AUGGACGCGUUCCUGGCCUUCUUUUUCUCUUUCUUCUCGCCUUCCGUCACGGGCUCGUCGGUUGUUGGCGCCAUGGCUCCCAGGCUGUACCAGUAUGUCACGGGUCUGUUGGCACUGCAGACAGCGUUUGGGAAUCCGAUUGCGAGUGCGCCAUGUCCGUCUGGGACGCCGUCGCCGCCGGGAUUGGAGGCUGGGCAUUUGGGAGCUGUCGCGUCAGAGAGCGAUGUCUGUAGUCACAUUGGCAUUGAGUUGCUGAAGCAGGGGGGAAAUGCGGCGGACGCGCUGGUUGGAACGGUAGCUUGUGUGGGUGUGGUUGGGAUGUACCACUCUGGGAUUGGCGGCGGCGGCUUCAUGAUCGUCCGCGCGCCCAACGGGACCUACGAAUUCAUCGACUUCCGAGAGACGGCUCCCGCCGCGGCCUUUGAAGACAUGUACAAGGACAACGAAGACGCAUCUCUUGAAGGCGGGCUGGCUUCCGGUGUCCCAGGCGAACUGCGAGGUCUGCAGCACCUCCACGAAAACUACGGCGCGCUACCCUGGUCCACCGUGCUGUUGCCCGCUGUAAAAGUGGCCCGCGAAGGCUGGACUGUCAACGAGGAUCUGGUCCGGUAUAUGGACUCUGCCAUCAGCUCUGCGGGGGAGAACGCAACAUCGAAUUUCCUCGUCGACGAUAUCGAAUUCGCCAUCGACUUCGCGCCCAAAGGAAGGUUACUGAAGCUGAACGAAACGAUCACCAGAAAGAGAUACGCAGACACCCUGGAGACAAUCGCGCUCGAAGGACCAGAUGCAUUCUACUCCGGCCCCAUCGCAGAAGCCACCAUCCGCGCCCUCCAAUCCGCCAACGGCACCAUGACACUGUCCGAUCUGGCGAACUACACCGCAGCCAUCCGCAAGCCCUCGACCAUCACAUACCGAGACUACAAGCUCACGGCCUGCAGCGCCCCCAGCGGCGGCGAAGUCGCCCUCUCCGUGCUCAAGAUAAUGGAAGGCUACAGCGGCGUCGGCGACCCCUCAAACAUCAACCUGACCACGCACCGGCUCGACGAAUCCAUGAAAUUCGCCUACGGCAUGCGCGCCGAGCUGGGCGACCCGUCCUUCCUCCCCGGCAUUGACGCCUACCAAACCUCCAUGGUCUCCGCGCAAACCGCGGCCGAAAUCCGCAGCAAGAUCAGCGACACGCAGACCUUCAACGUGAGCUACUACGACCCGAAAGGGCUGGAGUCGCUCGAGACACCGGGGACCAGCCACGUCGUGACAGCCGACCACACGGGGCUGGCCAUCAGCCUGACCACGACCGUGAACCUGCUGUUCGGCAGCAAGCUGGUGGUCCCCGAGACGGGCGUCAUCAUGAACAACGAAAUGAACGACUUCAGCAUCCCCGGCACCACGAACGCCUUCGGCUACAUCCCCUCGCCCGCGAACUAUGUCCGCCCCGGCAAGCGCCCGCUGUCCAGCAUCAGCCCCGUCAUCGUCGAGCACCUCAACUCCACGCUCGCAGACGCGUUCUACAUCGCCGUCGGCGCGGCGGGCGGCUCGCGCAUCAUCACGGCGACGAUCCAGAAUAUCAUGCAUCUGCUAGACGGCGGGAUGACGACAGCGGAGGCGCUCGCGAUGCCGCGGAUACACGACCAGCUGGUGCCGGCGCAGGUCAGCUUCGAGUAUGCGUUUGAUAAUGCGACGACGGCGUUUCUGAGCGAGCUGGGCGCGAAUGUGACGUGGGUGGCGCCGGGGCAGAGUACGGCGCAGGGACUGAGGAGAUUGGAGGAUGGGAUGUUUGAGGCGGCGGGGGAGCCGAGGCAGAGUAAUUCCGCGGGCAACGCUAAGCAUCUUGAAUGCACUGCAAGCCUUCGUCUAGCCACACGAGAACACAGCCAAACCAGGGUCUGGUAUCCCAUCAGAUCUGUCACGCAGAACACCAUGAUGCGCAGAGACCGUCACAAAGCGAGUCGGGCCAGCAAGCAACAAGUGAACUGCAUAACUUUUCUAACAAGAAGCCGAGCGCGGCGAAUGACCAACGCUCAACAUGCUAUCAACACAGGCGAAAAGUGCCAUCAACGCCAAACCAACCCAUGCUCGAAGGAGACCCAAUAUGCCCACAUGCCACCUCUUUCUAUCAAAGCCGCAAAUGCUGCCCCCUCUCACCAUAGCCAAGCAUAG
Molecule: messenger RNA, 2157 nt
Organism: Trematosphaeria pertusa
Lineage: Eukaryota; Fungi; Ascomycota; Dothideomycetes; Pleosporales; Trematosphaeriaceae
Exons: 3
Coding region: 1-2157 (718 amino acids)
Biological process (GO): glutathione catabolic process
Cellular component (GO): plasma membrane
Molecular function (GO): glutathione gamma-glutamate hydrolase
Source: RefSeq, a predicted model, not a curated record